Podarcis raffonei (Aeolian wall lizard) is the source of this 3493-nucleotide messenger RNA. Its product is annotated as cytochrome P450 4V2-like. Lineage: Eukaryota; Metazoa; Chordata; Lepidosauria; Squamata; Lacertidae. The record is from RefSeq and is a predicted model, not a curated record. The transcript has 11 exons. Gene Ontology annotation, molecular function: oxidoreductase activity, acting on paired donors, with incorporation or reduction of molecular oxygen; monooxygenase activity; heme binding. The coding region runs from base 96 to 1664 and encodes 522 amino acids.
CCCCUCGCCGGCUCCGCCUCUUGCCCCGGGGCUUCUUUUCUCAGCAAAACGUCCCGCUUCCCGGAGCAGAGCGGCGCCGUCCGCGCUGGGCGACGAUGGGCUUUUGGGCGAUGGCUCCGGAGGGCGCGCGGCUCUUUUCCUGGGCGCUUGCCCUGCUCGCCGCGCUCGCCACGCUGCUGGCUGUCUGGGUCGCCCGCUUGGUGCUCGACCAGUACUGGAAAUACAGGGAGCUGAAGCACAUCCCGGGGAUCCGUCCCUGGUACCCGCUGCUGGGCAACGCGCUGCUCCUUGACCGCGAUCGGAAAGGUGCCUUUUCUCAGGUGAUACGUUCUACUGAAAUGUUGCGGAAUAUCCCACUGUUACUCCUUUGGGUAGGGCCAUUGCCCUUUUUAAUAUUAUAUCAUCCAGAUACUGUAGAGGUUGUAUUGAGUAGCUCUAAGCAUAUUACAAAAUCCGAUCCCUACAAGUUUUUGCAUCCUUGGCUGGGCACAGGACUUCUAACAAGCACUGGAAGCAAAUGGCGGUCCCGAAGGAAAAUGUUAACGCCCACUUUCCAUUUCACCAUCUUAGAUGAUUUUCUUGAAGUGAUGAAUGAACAAGCCAAUAUCCUUGUUCAGAAACUUGAAAAGCAUGUGGACAAGGAGCCAUUUGAUUGUUUUUUAUACAUCACAUUGUGUGCCCUUGAUGUAAUCUGUGAAACAGCUAUGGGCAAGAACAUAGGAGCACAACACAAUAAGGAUUCCGAGUAUGUCCAAGCUGUCUACAGGAUGACUGAUCUGAUUUAUAAAAGACAGAGGUCUCCUUGGUUCUGGUCUGACCUUUUGUACCUCAUGUUCCGACAAGGAAGAGAACAUCACAGGAUCCUGAAGAUACUUCAUAACUUUACUGAUAAUGUUAUUGCAGAAAAAGCUCAUGAACUAAAAAUCCAAGAGCAGCAUAAAAGUGAGGUUGUUGGCAAUGGUGAGCAAAGCAAGCGCAAAGUCAGGAGAGCUUUCCUUGAUAUGCUUCUGAAUGCCACUGAUGAUGAUGGGAAUAAGAUGAGCUACCUGGACAUUCGAGAGGAAGUGGAUACAUUCAUGUUUGAGGGUCAUGAUACUACCACUGCUGCCAUGAACUGGUGUAUUUACUUGCUUGCACGUCAUCCGGAAGCCCAAAGGAAGGUUCACCAUGAAUUAGAUGAAAUUUUUGGGAACUCUGAUCGUCAUGUCACAAUGGACGACAUGAAGCAACUACGGUAUCUGGAUUGUGUUAUUAAAGAAGCUCUUCGCCUUUUCCCUUCUGUUCCAGUUUUUGCUCGCAAACUGAGUGAAGAAUGUUAUAUUAGAGGAUUCAGGGUACCAAAGGGGGUAGAUGCCCUAAUUCUGCCUUUUGCGCUGCACAGAGACCCUGAUGUCUUCCCAGAGCCUGAGGAAUUCAGACCUGAGCGGUUUUUCCCUGAGAAUGUGGCUGGACGGCACCCAUAUGCAUACGUGCCUUUCUCCGCUGGGCCUAGGAACUGUAUUGGUCAGCGCUUUGCACAGAUGGAAGAAAAGACUAUUUUAGCCACCAUCCUACGGCGCUUCUCUGUUGAAAGUGCACAGCGACGUGAUCAACUUGACCUUGUAGGAGAACUGAUUCUUCGUCCUGGUAAAGGCAUCUGGAUUCAGUUGAAAAAGAGAAAAUAAGUUAAAAUAAGAACCCUCAGGGAAAUUCCUUACCAUCUUGCAUUAGAACUGUUUCAGACUGCCUAACCCUUCCUGGACUUCAUUUUUUUAACCAAGAUUGUGUUGUUGCUUAUUACAGGCCAACAGCUGCAUUUUAGAAGCAGAUGAUUAUUCAAAUGAUGGGUUAUUCCAAUUGUCUUUGCAAUUUGUAGGCUUCAGCCUAGGUUGACACUAGCUGACUUUCCUUAAUCCUAAAGAAGAUGAGCAAUACAGUGGUACCUCGGGUUAUAUACGCUUCAGGUUACAUACACUUCAGGUUAAAGACUCCGCUAAGCCAGAAAUAGUACCUAGGGUUAAGAACUUUGCUUCAGGAUGAGAACAGAAAUUGUGCUCCGGCGGCGCGGCAGCAGCAGGAGGCCCCAUUAGCUAAAGUGGUGCUUCAGGUUAAGCUCAGUUUCAGGUUAAGAACAGACCUCCGGAACGAAUUAAGUAUUUAACCUGAGGUACCACUGUAUGCUUUUUUUUUAAAAAAAAACUCAUUUGUUUCAAUAUUUAAAGACCUUGAAUAUAUGAGAAAAAUUAGACCUAUGUUUUGUAAGCAUACAGACAGGAUUGAGGAUCUGCUCCUGCUUAGCCUCUGGUUUGCCCCUGCCCAAUUACAUUAUAAGGUCCCUUACAGUCUAGAUCAAGUGUUAUAUCCUAUGGUGAUUUUGCCUGAGGAUGGUAUCUAAGUAAAUUGUUCAAAAAGCACACAAGACUUUACUUGAGCAAUGUUUCCAAGUGAAUGUUAAUGGAUUUUACACACAUGCAUCGUUAUACAUGGUGGUCUGUGGUCCACUUCUCUCUCUCUCUCUCUCUCUCUCUCUCUCUCUCACACACACACACACACACACACACACACUUUUAUUUUAGUGCAAGUGACCUGACCAAGAAUGUCAGAAACAUGGAGUGUUCCAGAAAAGAGACUGAACCUUUAAUGCUAAGGGAACUAAGGUAGAAAUGGCCAGUAGGCUAAAGUGUUCAUAAAUGUAUACACAUAUACAUGCUGUAUUAUACAGCUAUUACCCAGCUCUAGUUAACAGUUAUUUGCAAGUUUACAUUGUGUGUCUGCUUCCAUUUCUUACCCAUUACUCAUUUUAUUGCUGUUUGUUACCUGUGUAAAUUCAACUGCUUUGCUGCCUACCUCCUGAACAUUUCAAAAACAAUCUGAAAUCAGUUUAAUAAAACUGAAAAUGACACUAAAAAUAAAUAAAUACUGAUGAAAACAGUGGAAAUUGCCAGCGUUAAAUUAUGGAAAUCAUCUAGUGAAUGUGAUCAGUUUUGUUGUUCUUGUUGCUUUCAGUCUGCAAACAAUACAGAAUUCAUUACACCCUUCCCCCCAUUUGCAUUGUGUCCUUUGCAUUGAAAUGAAGGGGAUGGAAUAACAUCAUGACAGCGUAAUUUAUGUACAUUACAUAGUCACAUAAAUUAUGCUUGUUACAUAAUUUUGCCACAGCAGAUAGCACGGCGAAUAAAAGGUUUUGGCAGAAGGCGAACUGCAGCAGAAUGUAAACAGCCUUGCAUUUGACAAAGAUGGUUGAAUGGAAAGCGAUGCCUUCUUACAGUCCUACUUCCAAGACUUUCCCUCUAGAAUGGGUUGAGGAGCCCCGGACCACAUGGAUGCCAUUGGACUCCCAACUCCCAUCUGUCUUAGAUAGCAUCACUGGUGGUGAUGGAUGAUGGGAGCAGCAUUUGGAGGGCCACAGUCUCUCCAUCUUUGUUGUAGAAGAUGGCUAGCUUUACAAUACUAUCCUGUGACAGGGGUUGGGUUGUUCAGACUCCUAUGUCUGGAGAUAAAAGUGGUCCCUGAG